Lonchura striata (white-rumped munia) is the source of this 3544-nucleotide messenger RNA. Its product is annotated as transcription initiation factor TFIID subunit 4. NCBI's taxonomy places the organism in Eukaryota, Metazoa, Chordata, Aves, Passeriformes, Estrildidae. Gene Ontology annotation, molecular function: protein heterodimerization activity; RNA polymerase II general transcription initiation factor activity; DNA binding. Gene Ontology annotation, cellular component: transcription factor TFIID complex. The record is from RefSeq and is a predicted model, not a curated record. Gene Ontology annotation, biological process: DNA-templated transcription; transcription initiation at RNA polymerase II promoter.
AUGGCGGCGGGUGCGUCGGACCCACUGGAGGAGAUGCUGCUCUUCUCCGAGGAGGUGGACGAGAAGGCGCUCAGCGACCUGGUGGGAUCCCUGGAAUCGCAGCUGGCCGGCGGCCGCGGCCCCGCCGAGCCGCCUCCGCCCAGGACCUCCGUCCCGUCCCAGCAGCCGCAGCAGGGGAGCCUGGCGGGGGGCAGCAGCCCCGGCCGGCAGCAGCACGGCCGCCCCGCGCCCCCUCCCGCGCCCGGGGCAGGGGAGGCGGCGGGACGCCCCGGCAGCGCGGGGAGCCGAGCCUCCGCCCAGGGGCCUCUCCCGUCCCCGUCUCCCCCGGCGGCGGCGGCAGCGGCGGCGGGGAGGGGAGCGAGUGUAAACAGUAGUAGUGUGCAGCAAUCACAUGGAGCGGCUCCCGGCGGCGGCAGCCCCGCCGCUCCCGCCCCGCCGCAGCCCGCCGCCCCUGCCCAGCCUGUCAACAACCAUGUGGCCGCCGCAGCCGCCGCCGCUCGGGACGCGGGGAGCCCCGGCCCCGGCCCCAGCCCGACCGCCGCCGACGGCGCGCCCGGGGCCGCGGGGGGCGGCGGAGCGGCGGAAGCGGCCGAGGGCGCCGCCGCCGCCCCGUGCCCCGGCCAGGCGGCGCCCAACGGGGAGGGCGCGGGGGCCCGGGCGGCCGCGGUGCCGCCCGUCGGCGGGCACGGCGGGGCGGCCGCCGCGCAGCCCCAGCCCGCGCCCGGUGCGCUGCCCGCGGUCACCGCGCUCGGCGCCUCCGCCAGCCCCGCGCCCGCACCGCCGGCCCCGGGCUCGGCCCCGCCGGCUCCCGCGGCCCCCGCCGCGCCCAAGCCCGCGGUCACCGCCAAGGCGGGCGCUGCCCUGCCCGCCGCCCCCCAGGCCGUGUCGCCGCGGCCGGCGCUGGGCGCUGCUCCCCGGCUCGUGGCCCCGCAGCUGAUCGUGCGGCCGCCGCCGCACGCCACCAUCCAGCUGCCGCCCGGCUUCACCAUCCCGCCCGGGAUGGUGCUGGUGCGCACGGACGCCGGGCAGCUCGUGAUGGUGCCCCAGCAGGCUCUGGCACAGGCUCAGAUGCAGGCCCAGGUGCAGACACAGGGACAGGGUCCUGCCAACAUGUCACCCAGGCUUUCUGUGCCCACAGCUGGCCCCGUUUUUCGCCUGUCCACAGCUCAGCAGCCAACGUCCGUGGCCACCUCCAGCGUCCGCCUGGGCCUCCCGGUGCAAGCCAAGGUGGUGCCAUCCACGGCGGCGCCCGCCAGCGCCACAGCCACGCUGCCAGGAGGGGCUGUGCUCUCACACACCACGGUAUCAGUAGCUACGACGAGCGCUCCAAAUUUGUUGAAGACGACGGUGGCGGGUGGAAGCGCGGGCUCGCAGCAGCCGGCGCUGCUCAGCGGCGCGCAGAGCCAGGGCUCGGGGCAGCCCCGGCUGCCGCUGCCCCCGCACACGGCAGCGCAGGUGCCAGCGCAGCCCCUGGUCAUUCCCAGCUCUCCUGUGCCCGGAACCACCGUUGUGUCCCAGGAAAUGCAAGAGAAUGUGAAAAAAUGUAAAAACUUUUUAGCUACCCUUAUAAAGCUUGCUUCUCAUAAUUCACCAUCUCCAGAAACGUCCCGCAAUGUGAAAGCUCUGGUUCAAGAUUUGUUGGAUGCAAAGAUUGAUCCAGAAGAAUUUACAGGCCGCCUUCAAACAGAACUCAAAUCAUCUCCUCAGCCAUAUCUUGUACCUUUCCUUAAGAAAAGUCUACCUGCACUGAGACAAUCUUUACUGAAUAGUCAGCAUUUGGUUUUGCAAGGACAGCCGUCUCAGCAGUCACUCCAACAGACCAAGCUCUCACAAGUUAUACCUCAAUCUGCCUCGGGAAGCAUCUCCUCUGUUGUCACGACGCAGACAAUAGGAAUAAGGCAACCAAACAACAUUUGCACAGUCUCUGUAUCAAAUACAGUGCAGCCUCCUCAGGUUAAGGUGGUACAGUCAAAUCAGAGUUCUCAACUGCAGAUUAUCCAGUCAACAUCUGCUCAAACUGUGAAACGAACCCCUGCUUGCCAGACUACCCAGAUUAGGAUGCCAGUGGUAAUAACUCAGACCAUUAGACCACAAGGCACAGUAGGGAAGGCACCAACAAUACAAGCCAGUAAAAGUCCUGGGGGCUUUGGUGUUCAGGUCUCUGCAAAUCAGAAAAACAAGCUGAAUGACCCUGGAGGUGGUUCUUUCAGAGAUGAUGAUGACAUCAAUGAUGUUGCCUCUAUGGCUGGCGUUAAUCUUAAUGAAGAAAGUGCCCGAAUUCUGGCUACCAACUCUGACUUGGUUGGAGCCCAGAUCCAGUCCUGUAAAGAUGAACCCUUUCUUGCUGCUAUACCUCUCCAUAAACGCAUACUUGAAACGGCUAAAAAACUAGGAAUUACUGAUGUGCCAGCUGAGGUGGUUACUUUUAUUUCCCACGCAACACAGAGCAGAUUGAGGACAGUGAUAGAGAAGGUGACGGUGAUAACCCAGCACCGGAUGGAGUCGUACAAAGAUGAUGAGUGGUAUGAACAAGCCACGGAUGUCCGAUCACAGCUGAAGUUCUUUGAGCAGUUGGAGCGUUUGGAAAAGCAAAGGAAAGAUGAACAAGAGAGGGAGAUUUUGCUGAAGGCUGCCAAGAGUCGCUCAAGGCAAGAAGACCCAGAGCAAGCUAGACUGAAACAAAAAGCAAAGGAGAUGCAGCAGCAGGAGCUGGCCCAGAUGAGGCAGAGGGAUGCCAACCUGACGGCGCUGGCAGCCAUCGGCCCCCGCAAGAAGAGGAAGCUGGAUGCUCCUGGCCUGCUGACCAUGGGAGGAGAGGGCGUGGGGGUGUGCGGGGGCAGCCCGGCCGGGCUGGGCACGGCCUCGCCCCGGCAGUACCCCCGGCAGAAAAUCACACGAGUCAACCUCAGGGACUUCAUCUUCUACAUGGAACACGAGCGACAAAUGAGCCGUUCCCUCCUGCUCUACCGAGCUCUGCUUAAAUAAAGCCAACAGUCCUACUGAUUGCUCCACAGAAGCUCAACUUGCUUUGAAAGCUGUCAUUUUAAUGUGCCUUCUAUUUUUUUCAGAAGUCAAUGUUCCAGUAAUUUUGUUUUGUAAAAUUGUCAGACACAUGCAAUAAAUUCCCUUUAGAGAUAUAUAUAUAUAUAUAUAUAUAUAUAUAUAUAUAUAUAUACACCACAAAAAAUGUGCAAAAGGUUUUAAAAUGUUAACUCCGCAAAUAAAAUCAACAUCAAACUCUUGCUCCAUCUGGCCAUUUUAGGUAAGGCUGAAGCAGCUGGUGUUGAAGUUACACAAAUGCAAUGGCUCACUAAACCAUCUCCUGGCCAGGCGUGGGACAGGUUCACAGGAGUGGGUCCCAGCCUUGGUGUUCACCUGAGUGUUCCUCCUCAUGCUGGACUUGUUUUGUUUUCAGUUUCCUAGCACUGUCUCACUAACCAUGGCGAUACCAGUUGCUAUUUAACUUAGUUGUAAUGGCAAUUUUUUGCACAGCCAAGAGACUAGCCACUGCACACUCCCACAAAUUUUAUAUUUAGGAUUUUUG